AUGGUUGAAAUCGAUGUUGAAACUAUGCCACAUCAAAUAAUAAAUAAUAUUGAAAAUUUAAAUCCAUUAAUUGAUCUUGAUGAACCAGAACAUGAUGGAUAUAUUAAAAAAUUAAACAGAAUUGAAUUAAAUAAUCGUAGAAGAAGAUGGAAGUUAAAAUUAUUGAGUUUAAUAAUUAAUAAAAAUGAUAAUCAACAAAAUUUGACGAAUAAUGAGGCUCAAAUGGUAUUCGUCGAUAAACAACAAUUAUAUGUUGCCGAUAAUAAUAUACCGUUUUUUAUACCAAGAUCCAUUGAUGCUGUACGUGAAUCAAUGAAAGAUCGUCUUCAAAAAUCCCUAUUAUCUAUUCAGAGAAAUGAUGAAUAUAUUCAGAAUGAAACUACUGAUCAAUCUCAUCAUCAAUAUGAUACAUCUGUUGGUCUUAUGGCAUUGGCAACAUACGCACAAAAAAUUGCAUUUCGAGAAAUACUUAGCAUUGAUGAAUCGAGACAGCCACCAGUAAUAAAAGGUGAUGAUGUAAAACAUGAAGAAACGUAUCCUAUAACAGAUUUUUAUGAUGAACAAGAUCUAAAUGAAUUUGAAGAUGUUUUAACGAAACAACGUGAUGCCUACAUGAAUUUACCACCAAGAAAACCGUCUGAUAUGAUUUAUAUGAAAUUUUGUUGUCUCUUUGAAAUAAAUCGUGAUUCCAGUGAAAGUUGUUUGAGUAUUCGAUUACUCGAUAUUAUAUUUAAAUUUAAAUUGACCGAUUUUAAUAUAUAUUGUGAGUUACGUAUUCAAAAACCAGCUGAAGAAGAAUUAGUUCUUGAACGACAAAUACAAGGAAUCGAUAUACAAUCACAAUGGGGAAUGGAAAUGAAAUUUUUAUCGUUUGAUUGGAUUGAACAUCAAGAAGUUGAAUUACAAUUUACAUUGAAAAUUGAAUCAACAACAUUACUUAGUAAUACAUUUAUUGGAGGAGCAAAAUUUCAAGAUCAUUGCCAUCUUUAUGUGAAAAAUAUACCUCAUGGAUCGAGCAAAAUAUUUUUGAGAGAAAUGAUACCAAUUGCUAGAAAUAAAUUGAGAUCAAGAGGUUAUAAUGUUGGACAAAUUGAAAUCGAAGCCGUUCAUUGGAAAGAGAAAAGCGAACUAGCUAUUAAAGUUAUCAAAAUAACACAUUCACAAGCAGAAAAACUUUUAACAACACCAGAAACAUUUGUUGAAGUUGUAUUCCAAGAUCCAUUUUCAAUUCACGAUAUUAAACGUACAAAAUUAGCUGAACGGUCAUUUAAUCCAAAUUUUAAUGAAGAAUUUGUAUUUCGAUUACCGGCAAAAACGGCGAUUAGCGAUAUAACGAUUGAUCUUCUUUUUAUUGAGCAAUCACCUUUACAACAUAAUUUAACACCCAUUGGUAUUUUGACGCUUUCAAAGCAUACAGACUGGUAUCCGGUUAGACGUUUUUGGGCCGAAGUUGAACAAACUCCAAACGUUCGACAUACAGACAAAUUUAUAUUUGAAGGGACUGGCGCUGAAUGA
Molecule: messenger RNA, 1515 nt
Organism: Didymodactylos carnosus
Lineage: Eukaryota; Metazoa; Rotifera; Eurotatoria; Philodinida; Philodinidae
Source: the annotation of a GenBank genome assembly